UUAGAUUUCUUACCCUCCAAGUCAACUCUAAGGCCAGAGCGGUGUAGCUCAUCAGUAAGAGCCUGUGCAAGUAAUUGCGUAUCCUCUCUUGACGGCCGGGCUGUCCUGCUUCUCUAGCCAAACAACAGUCGAUCGUCAUGUGGCCAUGGAUUGAUUUUAUUCGCCUACUCUACGUCCAAGGAGCCGUUGCUACGUUGGUGCUGGCUAGAUCAGAAGAGGGCAGUGGUAUAAAUCUAGAACGGGUUGCCACCGUAGUGAAGUCUUUCAAGGACAUCGAUGGGAAAAACGCACCGUCAAGAGAGACACAGGAGACCGAGGCUCCGUCGCGAGUUGAGACAUCACAGCCACCCCUACGAAACGUACAUACGAAGAUAUACGAAGAAAUCAAGCGAUCGAAAGGUCUAAAGCCGGAGCUAGCACCCGCUGGUCGCCCGAAGCAAGCUGACAGGUCACGCGACCUCGACGAGCCUGUGGACAAAGAGAAAGUUCUUCACCAUCCAUCAAGUCACUGUGAAUGCGUCAAGAACUGGAAGGACUUUGAUCACAUAUGCAGCCUCAACUUCCAUUUUGGUUUAGAAGUGGUUGUCUUGAACAGGACCAAGAACGGUUAUUAUGUCACACUACUCGAUACCUACAAAAUGCCUCAAAAUAACCUCAAUUUGGUAAAAGGAAAAACAGUGCAUCUCAGAUUUCCACACUCAAACUCCAAAAUUAACCUGAAAUUUGCCCGCUGCCGGUGUGUCAACAUGAAGCACAGCAAGCGCUACGUUGCGUUCGGUUAUAAGUCUGAUGGAGGAAUGGGUGAAGAAGUUCUACAUGUUCAUCAUGCUGUCCUCACGCAGGGAACGCAAACAGAGGUCUAUACCAGGCUAACCAGAGUACUACAACGAAUCCUAAACCAUCAGUGCAAAGAGAAGUCAAAAGAGCAUGCAGAGCCCGUUUCUGGUCUGAAAGAGCUCAGUCCAGUGAAAGUUGGUGAAAGGGUAGGCAAAGACAACGACGAUUUCAGUAGCCACCACCAUGGUGGUAACACUAGUGAACCCUAUGGUCAGCUCAAAGAAAGCAGUCUUCCAAUUAAAGAGCUAGGUCGGUGAUUUGAGAGUUACUAUACUAUCUGUUCUUUAAUUGAUUAGUUUUAUAGUCCAGUCUAGCUGGCUAGAGCCUGCGUUGUCAUUGACACUGAGAAUGUGAUUGACAUUUAUUAUCUAUGUAUAAUGUAAGUACAGGCAGUAGUCUGUUCUGCAUCUUUGUUUACAUGUCGUAUGUACUAAAAUAUUAGGUCAUAUAUGAAUAUCAGUGGUAU
Molecule: messenger RNA, 1303 nt
Organism: Corticium candelabrum
Lineage: Eukaryota; Metazoa; Porifera; Homoscleromorpha; Homosclerophorida; Plakinidae
Exons: 4
Coding region: 138-1094 (318 amino acids)
Source: RefSeq, a predicted model, not a curated record